Molecule: messenger RNA, 2957 nt
Organism: Oppiella nova
Lineage: Eukaryota; Metazoa; Arthropoda; Arachnida; Sarcoptiformes; Oppiidae
Source: the annotation of a GenBank genome assembly
AUGCAUUGCGAUUGUGAUGCGAGUGGAGUAGGAGGUGCCCGAAGAGUGGAUGCCAGCACUGGGAGCACAGAGCGAGCGCUGUGUCGACCCCCACAACCAUCACGUCAGCGCCUGUGCCGGCGAAUGGCACUGCGUUUAGACCGGGAUGUAUGCGAUUGGCUGCUGGGGUCGGGAUGUGGAGCUCUGGCAAUCAAUAAUGGUUUAGUUUGGCCUCAAGUUUGCCAGUACUCUCACAAGUGCUUCUCCACGACAGACGCAUCUGUACUGUAUUUCUCAGUCCUAUUCUUAUGUGUACUGAAAAUCUCAACGCUAUUCAAGUCUAUUGAACAGCGCUUUUGUAACCAUAGUGUCUGUCAUUGUGUGACACAAACCCUUCAGUCCUUCAGACCUUCAGUGCAUUACUACAUCAAUACCAUCGAUGCAAUCAAUGCUAACUGUGGGCGAGACAGCGCUCCCUGCACUGGUGGCAGUGCAGUGUUAUCGCCGACCUAUUCAUCACCACCGAGUCCUAGUCCCACAGCCAACACGACGGCCCUAUACCACCCCACAGCGGCUGCCGCCCAGAUGGCCGGCUUAGACCGCGACUACCCCUCCCCUUACGCACCGUUCAGUCUGAUGACACCGACGGCCACCCAUCACGCCAUGGAACACGAUCUCAAAGCAUCGGCUUUUGGCCAUCACCACCACCACCAUCACCACCACACACCACAAACACCACUGUCAGUCAUGACACCCCCGACCCCCACAUCCACACCCACCUCCCAAUCGCACCAUCACUCGACUAACUCGAACUCAGGAAACAGCAAUCAUAGCAACACUGGGCCACAAAACUCACACAAUUCCGGCAACAACUCCAUCAACAAGAAAGAGAUCGAUAGAGUCAAGAGACCGAUGAAUGCAUUCAUGGUUUGGAGUCGCGGACAACGCAGAAAAAUGGCUCAGGAGAACCCAAAGAUGCAUAACUCGGAAAUAAGCAAAAGAUUGGGCGCUGAAUGGAAACUGUUGUCCGAAGUGGAGAAGAGACCCUUCAUUGAUGAGGCAAAGAGACUGAGAGCUGUGCACAUGAAGGAGCACCCGGAUUACAAAUACAGACCCCGGAGAAAGACCAAGACUUUGAUGAAGAAGGAGAAAUAUCCUUUGGCUGGAAGUUUAGGCGGUAUGUCGGCCGACCCAAGCCGAUCGUCGGCGGCCGCGGCUGCAGCGGCAGCCGUACAACAGGUCAGCCGCGAUAUGUAUCAGAUGAACGGCUAUAUGCCUAAUGGGUACCCAAGUAUGGCUAUGCACGAGGCGUACCAACAACACGCCGCCGCCAGCUAUGGUCAGGCAACUAUGGCUGCCAACAGCGGUCUCUACGGCCGGUACGACAUGUCACAGAUCCAUACGCCGAUGACCACCGGUUCGAUGGCAAUGCCAUACAUGAAUGGCUCGUCCAGCUAUUCAUCGAUGCCCGUGUCAUCCGCCUACUCGACAAUGGGUUCAUCGGCCAGUCCUAUGUCUGGGACGGGCUCUUCAAUAAAGUCCGAGUCCUCUGGCCAUAGCGGCAGUUCUCCCAACGCGAUGGCGGCCGCCGUGGCUGCGGCCGCCCGAAGAGGUCCCUGUAAUUCUGGACAUGACUUAAGGGACAUGAUUAGCAUGUAUUUACCACCGGGUGAUACCGACCCCAACGCUGUGCAAAGUCGGCUACAAAUGCAGUCGCACUACGCGUCCACAGGAGAGCCUCCGAUGCCGUUAUCACAUAUGUAGGACUUAUUGAGAUUUAGUGUAAUUUUAUUCAAUAUAUUCAACAUAUUUGCAACCAAUCAAAGACUCAAACUCUCAUCAAUUGUACAAAUUUUCCAUUUCUCAAAGACUUCAAAAGACAAUGACUUUAAUUCUGUUUGUAUUCAUUUGUAAGACAUGAGAAUCAGAUGCAACUCAUGAUACCUACAACAGACACUACUCUAACAGUAAUUCUGUACGCUUUGUGUGUAUGUUGUGCUCACAAUUGUAUUAUAAUAUAUACAUUACAUAAUAUAGACGUGCGCUUAAAACUAAAACCUAAUCACAUCUCCACAAUGUAAGUAAAUUACAAUCGGAUUCAAACUCCUAUUUUAUGACAAUAUUUAAUCGAUUAGAGAAACAGCUGCUAAAGAAAACACAAAUUUGUAUUUAAAUAGCAUUAUAUCACUUGAAGCUCAUAUACUUGUGACUUCUGGGGCUCAAUAAUUACCUGAAAUCAGCAAAAAAGCAAAUUUGUAGAUAAAAAAACAAAUCAAUUCAAGUAAUCUCUCAAUUAUUCCGACUUAUAAUACAAUAUAUAUUUUUUCCUGAACUCAGUUUUUAAGCUAAAUCUAAGAAACAAUUAAACCGAACGUUUGUUUUAUAAUUGAUAUGAGAUAUAAAACAUUAGAUUUUUUCAUUUCAAAUCAAGAGUGUGUGGAAAGGCUAUGAAAAGCAAUUUCCUUAUUAAUUUGCGCCACUUUUGCCUCGAUUACAGCGAUUAGUGUGAGAGCUCUGUCAGGUCUGUGAGGCCCGUCAACUCUGCCAACUCUGUCAGGUCUGUCAGUAUUAGUACGAGAACUACAUGCAAGACAUACAAGACAUACAUAUAUGUAUUGGUUUUGAGAAUUGCAUGGCGUGUCGACCCACUAGACCUACAAGAGCUCAAACAUAAGACAAUUACAGUGAUUAGGCCAUACGCUUGACUUGUUUUUGUUAAACACUCUGAUUCUGCCUCAGCCUUUCAAACACAGGGUCUCAUAAUUAUGUAAUAAAAACAUUCAAUUGUAAUAUGAAUUAUGAUUAGACAAACACCACAAACACCCCGAACAUAACAUUACAUUAUGCGAAAUGUGUGUAAAAAGUGAAAACAUUAUAACCAAAGCUGCGAAUAAAUUAUUGUUAUAAUACCUCAAAAAGUAUUAAUUCAAACAACUUUCAAACAAAACAAAAAAUCCAAACAAUUUUCAUUACCAACG